Molecule: messenger RNA, 1636 nt
Organism: Haliotis rubra (blacklip abalone)
Lineage: Eukaryota; Metazoa; Mollusca; Gastropoda; Lepetellida; Haliotidae
Product: protein eyes shut-like
Exons: 9
Coding region: 35-1600 (521 amino acids)
Molecular function (GO): calcium ion binding
Source: RefSeq, a predicted model, not a curated record
GCCCAAGGGGAACGACCGGAAACAAGUAGAGACAAUGAGCAGACAAGUUCUCCUCCUUCUUCUUAUUCUUCCUCUACAUGCCUACUGUGCAAUGGCACCACGAUAUUGCGAUGCAAAACCAAGUAAUCCUCACAUGUACCAGCGAUGGCCAGAUUCUGGAGACCUUGGUUUGGAUGAUUCACUGAAUACAGGAAUUAUGUUGUUACCAUUUGAUUAUGGGUUGAUAUUGGAUUAUCCACCUGGUAUAGGUUCAUGUGGAGGAAGAUAUCCGAUUUGGAAGAAAGGGAAAAGAGGAAGCAAUGUCUCAGUAGCAUGUGUUCAAAACGAAACCGACACGUGUUCCACCGAAUACGAACUUGAAACACUCAGGUGUAAUAAUGCUUUUGAAAUCUAUAAGAUUGAGACUAAUGUCAAGAGGAGUGUCGUCUGCUUGGCGCCCAACUACUGUCUGAGCGAGCCAUGUGCAAACGGAGGAACAUGUGUUGCAGGCCGUGACGGUUUCACAUGCACGUGUCAGAAUGGAUAUACAGGCCGUACCUGUGAAGGUGAUCCAUGUACUAUUUCCAAUCCAAUACCUGAAAUUGAGAAAAGAGGACCAGCAAACAUAAAUGAAGGACAAGUACGAGAUUCCUCUUUGACGCAUGGAUGGUACGACUCGUUUAACGACACACAGAUACUCAUGAGGUCUGUUCUUGCUCCAGCAUGUGGGAGCUCUUAUCCCUUUUGGGUCAAAGAGGUUAAAGGGGACCUUGCAGUUCUAUGUGUGGCUACGCGUAAAAAUGACUGUUAUGCAGCAUACAGAAACAUACCGGUCCAGAACUGCAGCGACGGUAGACAAGUGCUCAAGUUACCACGUCUCCAUGGUCCAUUUUCGUACUGCUAUGAUGUUGACGCAUGUAUCAACAAUCCCUGCUUAAAUAACGGGACUUGUGUGGCAAACAAGGGCGAGUUCACCUGCACCUGUCCACCGGGCUUCAAAGGAAUUGAAUGUGAAAGAGAAUGCACAUCAGCGCCUUUGGAUCUCCUCAUCAUAGACGAUAUGUCUACCUCUGUCAAUCAAAGCGAAUAUGAGAAGGUGAAGUCCCUUGUGCUGACUACCAUAAGUGAUAUAAGCAUUUCUCCAACUGCUACUAACGUAGCUUUCAUGGUUUUCUCGGGAAGAGCCGAAGUCGUAUUCUACUUGAAUACUUACAGUGAAAACAAGACAAGUGUCAUUGAAGCCAUUGGUUCUCAAGCACACACAGGUGGGGGCACAUUUCUCGGGGAUGCUAUCAAACUUGCAACAUCUGACGUCUUCACAGAAACCAAUGGCGAUCGCCCUGACGCCGAAAACGUGGUACUUCUUUUCACUGACGGGGAAAGCAGCUCUGAUCAAGUUGUGAGACGUAGCAUAGAUGAGUUGAAAGCUGAGGCUGAAGUGUUUGUGGUGACUGUGACCGCAAAAGUGGACACCAUCACCGUCGACUUCGUAGCUUCUUCACCAGCUCUGAAACACGUGUUCCACAUUGAUGCUCCCGAAACGGCGAACAUCGUUAGGAACGUCACCACUAGCGAGAUAUGCACAUCCAUACCUCCUGUUGCAAAUGCCGAAUUCAAUUAAAUUUGUUGCAUAACAUAUGUUGAGCAACGUUAUCAA